CAGCGGGUUUACGGUCUCCUUCUCCCGCGGUCCCGCCGCGGCAAACUCGAACGCCUCGCGACGCGUGCUCUCUCGCGCGAUGCGCUCGCGGGGAGGCGGCGCGGCGGCGUGGCCGGAGCACCUGGCCGCGCACGCGCGCCUCCUCAAGUCGGCGUGCCCGGACGCGUUCCUCCUCACCACCGCGAUGCGGGGCUACCUCCGCGCGUGCCUCCCGCUGCAAGCCCUGCUCUUGCUUCGCUCGGUCCUGCCGCGGGCGCCCCGCCUCCUCGACAACUCCUUCUCGCUCUCCCUAGCGAUGCAGGCAUCCGCCGCGCUCUCGGCCUCCGUUCCGGCUAUGCGUGACCUCGGCCUCGGCGCUGCGUCCCUCCACGCGCGCGCGCUCAAGUCCGGCUUCGCCGCAGCCGACCUCUUCGUGCGCACCGCGCUCGUCGAGGCUUACGCCAAGGCGGGGCGCGCGGACCUCGCGCGCGCCGCUUUCGACGAGGCGCCGCGCAGGGACGUGUUCCUCUGCAACGUCAUGCUCGCGGCAUACGUUACGCGUGGCGAGGUUGCGGAGGCGAGGAGAGUGUUCGAUGGAAUGCGCGAGAGGGACAUGGUCUCUUGGAACACGAUGAUCCAUGGGUAUGCGGUGAAUGGGGAGGUCGACCUGGCGAGAGAGGUGUUCAACGGCAUGGACGACAGGGAUGCCUUCUCGUGGAGCUCCAUGAUGUCGGCGUACACCAAGGGGCGGAGGUCCAAGGAUGCGCUGGAGCUGUGGCGGGAGAUGCGCGCGGCCUGUGUCAACCCGGACUGCACCACCAUGGUGAGCGUGCUCUCGGCGUGCAGUGAUAUGGGGGCGCUUGCUGUUGGUGCUGAAGUGCAUCAGUUUGUGGAGAGCAAUGGGGUUGAAUUGGAUGUCAAGCUUGGGACCGCUCUGAUCGACAUGUAUGCCAAGUGCGGUGACAUUGAGAAUUCAGUAAGAGUGUUCCACUCUAUGCCAGUGAAGGAUGUGCUGACUUGGAGCUCGAUGAUCAUCGGGUUGGCCAAUCAUGGGUUCGGCCAUGAUGCUCUCUCCUUGUUCUCAAGGAUGCUAUCAGAAGGACUGCAACCAAAUGAGGUUACCUUCAUUGGAGUUCUUAUAUCAUGUACUCAUCUUGGUCUUGUGAGCGAUGGCAAGAAAUAUUUCAGCUCAAUGAGUGUAGUGCAUGGUGUAACCCCUAAGGUUCAGCACUAUGGAUGCAUGGUUGAUCUUUUGGGGCGAUCAGGUCAUAUUGAGGAGGCAAAGCAGCUUAUCAGGGACAUGCCAUUCGAGCCAGAUGCAGUCAUCUGGAGGGCACUUCUAGGGGCUUGUCGCAUCUACAAGAAUGUAGAAGUUGCAGAGGAAGCUAUGGCGAAACUGCGAGUAUUGGAUCCUCAUGCCGAUGGGCACUAUGUCUUACUGUCAAACAUAUAUGCACAGGCGAAUUCCUGGGAAGGUGUUGCAGAGAUGAGGAGGACGCUUAGGAGGGAGAGAAUCCAGAGAAUUCCUGGAAGAAGCUCGAUUGAAUGGCAGAAUACAAUUCACGAGUUUAUUUCUGGUGAUAGAUCGCAUCCAAGGUCCAAGGAGAUCUACAAAAUGUUGGGAGAGAUGAUGGAUCGCUUAAGGCAAGCUGGAUAUAAGCCAAUGACAGGUUUAGUGUUGCAAGACAUUGAUGAGCAAUCUAAGGAACGUGCACUGGCUGAACAUAGUGAGAAGCUGGCAGUUGCUUUUGGGCUGCUAACCACUCCUGCAGGGUCAACUCUCCGAAUAACAAAAAAUCUCAGAGCUUGUGAAGACUGCCAUUCAGCUAUUAAGCUUAUUGCCCUGUUAUACGAGCGCAAGUUGAUUAUUAGAGACCGUAACCGUUUCCACCAUUUCAGUGAAGGACGGUGCUCAUGCAAGGACUACUGGUGAUUGGCAAAGUUUCAAACUUGUACCAAAUGCACCGUGUAGGAGUUGUUAUCUUAUUUCCAUGGUCUUCACAGGUUUUCUUUUAGCUGAACAUGCAUCUGAAAGGACUUCUUUCAACGAACAACAUAUCACAAUUUUUCUUGAGUCAUGGAAGUCAACCAGGGGCUUCAAAAACAAACAAUCUUACAUUCCAACAACAACAACAAAGCCUUUUAUCCCAAGCAAGUUGGGGUAGGCUAGAGAAACAUAGAGACCAGGACCAGAAAGCUGCCUGACGAAACCGCACGGCCGGAAGGAAGAGGCGAUGAUCCAAUAAUUGGGAUCGCGCACGCCACCUCCACGAAUCAAAGGGCAUUUUAUCCAGUGUGGUCGGGGUGUGGCACCAGCCGCCGUCCGAUCAUCGGGGGCUGACGGCUGGGAUGUCGCACGUGGCGUGUCGUCCCCGGAUGGGCAACGGCUGUCAGCAGAUCUGGAAGGAGAAGGACCCGACCGGUCGGCGUCUGACCACCUCAGGAUCUUUUUUAUUUGGAUUAUUAGAUUAUUUUUAGUGUUAUAUAAUAAUUGAUCGAUUGAUGUGUACAGCAAUAAUAAAUAAAAUAAGAGGCACGAGUACAGAUGGAAUUUCUCGGAAUGCAACAGUAAAAAGACUAUUCUUUGGCCUAACUCUACCCUGGGUUGUGUUUGUGAUUUGUGAACUGUCAAGUGGGCAGUGGAAAAGAAAUGUACUUUUCUAGCA
Messenger RNA from Zea mays, 2645 nucleotides. RefSeq names its product pentatricopeptide repeat-containing protein At5g48910. Bases 80 to 1912 code for a protein of 610 amino acids. The record is from RefSeq and is a predicted model, not a curated record. Gene Ontology annotation, molecular function: protein binding; zinc ion binding; RNA binding. The transcript is spliced from 2 exons. NCBI's taxonomy places the organism in Eukaryota, Viridiplantae, Streptophyta, Magnoliopsida, Poales, Poaceae. Gene Ontology annotation, biological process: RNA modification.